Messenger RNA from Lepus europaeus (European hare), 750 nucleotides. It is a transcript of the gene NOTO, whose product is annotated as notochord homeobox. Gene Ontology annotation, biological process: central nervous system development; neuron differentiation. Bases 1 to 750 code for a protein of 249 amino acids. The transcript is spliced from 3 exons. NCBI's taxonomy places the organism in Eukaryota, Metazoa, Chordata, Mammalia, Lagomorpha, Leporidae. The record is from RefSeq and is a predicted model, not a curated record. Gene Ontology annotation, molecular function: DNA binding.
AUGCCCGGCCCUGGGUCGCGACGCCGCAGGUCUCCCGCUCCUUCCGGCCGCUCUCCGGCGCCCCAGUCCCCCAAGCCCCCUCUCGGCCCUGAGGGCCCAGGCACGUCUCGCACUCCCGGACACCUCGAGUCCUCCUUCUCCGUCGAAGCCAUCUUGGCGAGGCCCGAGCCCCGCACGCCGGCCGCCUCCCCGCCGCCAGCCUCCGCCGGUGCCACCUGGGGCCACUGGACCGCACCCUCCCGGUGUCCCGCCGGGGUUCUGCCCUGGGCGUGUCCGGCCACCUGGCUGCCAGCCUACCUGAGCGUGGGCCUCCUGCCGCUGUGCCCUCGGCCUCCGGUGCCCGGGCUGCACAUGGCUCCCUUCUGCGGCCUCCAGGGCUUCGGUGUCGCAGGCCUGGAGCUGGCUCACUGCGCAGGCCUCUGGGGCCCUCCACACUGGCCCCCAGCUGAGGAUCUUCAUGACACUGAGAGACACCAAAAGAGGGUUCGGACUAUGUUUAACCUCGAGCAGCUGGAGGAGUUGGAGAGAGUGUUUGCGAAACAACACAAUCUGGUGGGGAAGAAGAGAGCCCAGCUGGCAGCCCGGCUCAACCUUACAGAGAACCAGGUGAGGGUCUGGUUCCAAAACCGCAGGGUCAAGUAUCAGAAACAGCAGAAGCUGAAAGCCACGUCUGCCUCCCUGGACGAGCCCUCCAGCAGCUCCGACAGCAGCAUCCAGAGUGAAGACACCCGGCCAGGAGCGGACAGCUGA